Molecule: messenger RNA, 4305 nt
Organism: Lytechinus pictus (painted urchin)
Lineage: Eukaryota; Metazoa; Echinodermata; Echinoidea; Temnopleuroida; Toxopneustidae
Product: synaptic vesicular amine transporter-like
Exons: 16
Coding region: 20-1594 (524 amino acids)
Biological process (GO): aminergic neurotransmitter loading into synaptic vesicle; transmembrane transport
Cellular component (GO): synaptic vesicle membrane; terminal bouton
Molecular function (GO): serotonin:sodium:chloride symporter activity
Source: RefSeq, a predicted model, not a curated record
CCAAACAGACAGCACCAUCAUGGGUGUAGCGCUAUACCUUGAUAAAGCCAAGACUGGUUUUGGUAGUUGGUGGCAAUCGUUCUCCUUGGCAGAAUGCAUCCGGGAUCUCCGAGCAUCCAGGAAACUAGUCCUCUUCAUUGUCUUCGUCGCACUCCUCUUAGAUAACAUGUUGACAACUGUAGUCGUGCCAAUUAUUCCUGACUUCAUCUUCCACCAAGAGAAUCCAGGUUUAGAACGUCAUCCUAAUCACUCGAUACCUGUCAAUUGUAGCCUAAUCACAACCCCAAACCCAAGGGAAAUAUCACGCGCCAACACGACGUCGGCUCCAGUCGUUUGUUUGAAUAGUUCAAGUGUGGUUGCCAAUACCACAGCCGCGUCAAUAGAAAACCAGUACAACGAUAUACUUAGACACGAGAGUGUCCGUAUAGGACUGUUGUUUGCGUCUAAGUCCAUAGUUCAGCUGAUAACCAAUCCCUUGAUAGGCCCUCUAACUAACAGGAUAGGGUAUUCCCUCCCUAUGUUUACUGGGUUUCUUAUCAUGUUUGCUUCAACGUUAGUGUUUGCAUUUGGUGAGAGUUUUGCCCUCCUCCUAGUGGCCCGUAUGAUCCAAGGUAUAGGAUCAUCGUGUUCUUCUGUAGCAGGGAUGGGUAUGCUGGCCCAGCGCUUUCCCGACGAUGCUGAGCGGGGAGCCGCUAUGGGGUUUGCUCUAGCAGGACUCGCUCUCGGUGUUCUAAUUGGACCCCCUUUUGGAGGAGUGAUGUACGAGUUUGUAGGCAAAGCUUCUCCAUUCCUUAUCCUCGCUAUUCUAGCAUUAUUUGAUGGUCUUCUUCAGUUGUUGCUGUUAAACCCUGUCUGGACAAAAGAAGAUCACAUGGAAGGAACUCCUAUUCUUAAACUUCUAAAGGACCCAUACGUUCUUAUUGCUGCAGGUUGUAUAACAUUUGGUAACAUGGGAAUAGCAUUGCUGGAGCCAUCGCUUCCGCUUUAUAUGUUGGAUAAAAUGGAAGCAGAAAAAUGGCAACUUGGUGCUAUAUUCCUUCCCGCCAGUGUAUCAUAUCUCAUCAGUACUAACAUCUUUGGAGCAUUAGGGCAUAGAAUAGGAAGAUGGUUAGUUUCCCUACUAGGUAUGAUCAUUGGAGGUAUCGCAAUGAUGUUGAUCCCGUUGUCACAAAGAGUCCCCCAUUUAAUAGGCCCCAAUUUCUUCGUCGGCUUUGGUGUAGGCAUGGUAGAUGCAUCGAUGAUGCCCAUCAUGGGUCACCUGGUAGACAUACGUCAUGUAUCAGUAUAUGGUAGUGUCUACGCCAUAGCCGACGUAGCAUUUUGUCUGGGGUUUGCUGUCGGUCCGUCAUUGAGUGGAUCGAUUGUUGAAUCUAUCGGAUUCCCAUGGCUAGUAAGAAUAGUGGCCAUUAUAGAUUUCCUCUACGCACCCCUUCUAAUAUUUCUCAGAAACCCACCAGCCAACGAAGAAAAUGAGGGUAUACUGCUGCAAGAGCAGAUUCCUGUGUCAUACACAGCCGACCAACAAAGAGACUAUCAGACGAUGGACGGACGAUACGGACGACGAGAUUCAUCCGGAGUUGAAUCGGUAGACUAGUCCCCCAACCAUGGCUGUCGUCAUCGCCAUCAUCGUCUACUUCGUCACUGACACCGUCAUCGGCAUCAUCGUCUGUUAUUGUCGUCCAUGUAGUCUUCUAAACCUGUCCACGAGAGAGAGAAAGAGGGAGAGAGAGAGAGGGGGGGGGGGGGGAGAUGGAGAUAGGGAAAAUCGUUCAAGGGUGCAUUUGAGAGCAAGAUGGCGCCCUUUCAAUUCAGCGUUGCGAAUGCAUCUCACACGCUCUCAAGGAAAAUAUUAAUAUUUUCAGGGUACUCUCCUUUUCAACUGGUCCCAGUCUUUGUCUUUAAUUUUCCACUCAAAGAAACAGGAAAAAAAAAGAACAGCCAAAUAUAUUUUUUGACAACGAUCUAUUAAAUGAAUAUAAUUUUUUGAUAAUUCGAGGAGACUUUGUUAUGAAGGAACAGUUAUAUGUACGUGGCUCUUUUGAUUUAGGGCUCAGGGCCAAUUUACUACAUUUUGUUGUUCAUUGUGAUAUGAAUAUCAAGUCAAUGCGUGAUUGCUUUCGAAAGAAACUUCAUCAUUAUUAUCCAGAUGAUAAUGAUCACUAUGUAAAAGAAACGAUGCUGUAUUUUCUUUAUAAUCAUAUCAAAACCUCUUCUUGAAUUUAUUAUGAUUUAUCAACAGUAUGGGGGUUGAGUGUUGUAUUUUUUAUGAAUCGUUUAUCAAACAAUUAUUGCAAUUAACAUACCAAAGAAUUGUCAAAACUCUGUUGCACAAACUUUGUUAUCUCUAUAUACCGCAAUGUAUUUGAAUAAUUUGUUUUAUUUGUUAUGGAAACUUAAGCGGGAUGUUAUUAUUUGAUAUCAUUACAUGUAUUAAUAUACUGAGGGUACGUUGCAAGAAUAUUUUGCUAUUAAGUACAAAUUUCUGAUGCAAAAAUUACAAUCGAUAGAUAAAUGCUCGCUGUAGUAUAUUGGUUAACACUCAAAGAUCCACAAUUCUCUAAUUCCUUAUCCGAUUCUUUUCGUAUUUUACCUCUCUGUUUCUCAAAAUCAUUUUAUUAUGUAAGAAUUAAAUUCCUUAAUUCCAAUACUACUAAAGACCAGCCUUACCUAGGUAGCCUCUUGUCGAGGCCCUGCCGGCUGCUUCCCGAGCGAAGCGAGGGAUAUAGCGAAGCCAGGCCUAAUUCGCUAGGGAAGCAGCCGCCAGAGCCUCGACAAGAGGCUAUACUUAGGUAGAAAAUCAAGUAAAUCAUUAAAACAGCAUUGAUAUGUCCUUAAUACAUGGCAAUAUUCAAGCGGCUGCUCAUAGUAAAUAAUCAAUAUAGUAAUGAUAAAAAAUGCUAAGUUUUUUAAUAGUGCACAUCACCCUACAAGAUCUUUUAAUUAGCGCAAAUUAAAAUGAGUUAUUUUGGUGCUCUCGGGUAGAAGGUACAUGGAUAGAAUUAAAAAUAAAGAAAAAGAGAAAAUAUUCAUAUCAUUAUUUGGAUAUCUAGCGAGAUCCUGAUGAAAAUACGAGACUGGAUAUUAUCUGAAAGGUUUCAUGUAGAGAAUAUAUCAUUAUUAUUGUCAUUAUUAGGCUGUAUUCGGAAAAUAUGAGUCUUUAAUAUGGCUUAAAUAAUGAUCAAGGGAAGAAUCUUUUUUCGACAUACUGUAAAUUCUUCCAUAGCUGACUGACUGCAUGUUGCCUAGGUGAUAACGUGAUAAAUAUUUCGCGAUUAUAUACUACAGGUUCAAGUGCACCCCCCAAAAAAGUUGAUUUGAAUGCAAAGAUAAAAAUCAAAUAUAAGCUGAACGCUGAACAAUUCAUCAAAACCGGAUGUGAAAUAAGAAGGUUUAAAUUUAUUUUUAAAAUUUUUAAAUUGUCACUUAUUUUUCAGAAUUUUAGAGAACUGAUGAUGUCAUCCUCUCAAUAAUUAUUUUGCAAUUUUGGUAUGAAUUAAACAAUAUUUGGAUAUUUUGCAAAUUUAAAACUACAUAAUUAUGCUCUUCAUCGAAUCACAAUCGGUUGCUGCAAUGGAAAUUCCAUUAUUGUUAGGGUGGAAUCAAACUUCUUUUCAAAUAAUAAUGUGGAAAAUUUAGAAUAUUUUAUAUUUCCUAUAAUAAGAUGCAAACGAAAUAAUGAUUUGGUGAUGUCAUCGGUCGUGAUAUCACUCAUUGGCAUCCCGACCAGGAUGGUAAUAUAACUGUAUUGUGAAUUUAAGUGAAAAUUAAAAUGUCAUAACUUCCUUAUUUUACAUCCGAUUUUAGUGAAAUGUUCAAUGUCAACUUGUUGUUUGAUUUUUCCCUUUAUAUUCAAAUCAAUUAUUGUUUUUUAUAUUCAGUUUCGCAUACAAUGGGCUACUGUGUUAAAAAAAGAAACCAUUCGAUUAAGGGAUGAUAUUAACUUUCAAUCUUUCGGUGAAUGUUUACCAAAACGGUUAUUUUUUAAUGGGGGGGGGGGGGGACAUGGCCCCAAGCCCCCCCCCCCCCAAUCUAUACACCAGUGAUCAUUAGUAGCCAAUUUACUAGAAUGAUGCUUUCUUUGAAUGUAUUUCAUCCCUUUUGACCGAAAUUAAGAUCGUUUUACAGCUUGUAAAUAGUUACUCUUCCUAUACAUUUCAUGUUCUUGUUGAGAGUCUAAAGAUAUUGUAAAGAGAUUGAUAUGUACACAUUUAUUAUAAGAUGAUGUCUCCAAAUCAAAAGUACUUUGUGUCACCACCCACAAAAGUGGAAAUAAAUGUGUUUGAUUCUCAGCACCUUAUAAAAACA